Messenger RNA from Penicillium crustosum, 1089 nucleotides. RefSeq lists its product as uncharacterized. The transcript has 3 exons. Bases 1 to 1089 code for a protein of 362 amino acids. Lineage: Eukaryota; Fungi; Ascomycota; Eurotiomycetes; Eurotiales; Aspergillaceae. Gene Ontology annotation, molecular function: starch binding. The record is from RefSeq and is a predicted model, not a curated record. Gene Ontology annotation, cellular component: membrane.
AUGAAGGCAUCAUCUUUUCUAACUCUGGCAGGUCUGUUGUCAUUAGUCAAUGCUCAUGGAUACCUGACUAUUCCAUCAAGUCGUACUCGGCUUGGAUUUGAGGCUGGCAUUGACACCUGCCCUGAGUGUUCCAUUCUUGAACCAGUCGCUCCUUGGCCGGACCUGGAAGGACCCCAAGUUGGCCGAAGUGGACCAUGUGGUUACAAUGCUCGAGUUAGCGUUGAUUAUAACCAGCCCGGCGCUUACUGGGGCAACUCUGUGGUGGCCACAUACACUGCAAAUGAGAUCGUCGAAGUGCAAUGGUGCGUCGACAACAAUGGCGACCAUGGUGGCAUGUUCACCUACGGUCUCUGCCAGAAUCAGACUCUAGUCGACUUGUUUCUCGACCCAAACUACCUUCCAACAAAUGAUGAGAAACAAGCUGCCGAAGACUGUUUCUUGGAGGGUGAAUUGAAAUGUACAGAUGUUGCAGGUCAGACCUGUGGCUACAGUCCUGACUGCACUUCCGAUCAAGCGUGCUGGCGCAAUGACUGGUUCACCUGCAAUGCAUUCAGUGCUGAUAGCAACCGUGGCUGUCAGGGCGUGGAUGGCGCUCCAUUAAACUCCUGCAAGACAACUAUCGCCGGUGGCUACACCGUUACGAAGAAAAUCAAAAUCCCAGACUAUGACUCGGCCCACACACUGCUGCGCUUCCGCUCUGCACCUUCCACGACGACUAAGACGAGCACCAUCACAACUUCAACAACAACUACUACAGCUUGUGCUACUACUGCCACCACUGUCCCGGUAACUUUCAAUGAGUUGGUGACCACAUCAUAUGGACAGAAUGUCUUCGUCACCGGAUCAAUCAGCCAGUUGGGCUCCUGGUCUACCUCCUCAGCAAUCGCUCUGUCUGCAGGAUCAUACACAACGUCCAACCCAUUGUGGACUGCCAGUAUUGAUCUCCCAGCUGGUACCACUUUUGAGUACAAGUUCUUCAAGAAAGGGUCAGACGGUACCAUUACCUGGGAAAGUGAUCCUAACCGGAGCUAUACUGUACCAACAGGCUGCUCUGGUACCACAGGAACUACAAGUGCAACAUGGCGGUAG